Molecule: messenger RNA, 6310 nt
Organism: Oryzias latipes (Japanese medaka)
Lineage: Eukaryota; Metazoa; Chordata; Actinopteri; Beloniformes; Adrianichthyidae
Product: nuclear receptor coactivator 3
Biological process (GO): cellular response to hormone stimulus; positive regulation of transcription by RNA polymerase II
Cellular component (GO): nucleus
Molecular function (GO): protein dimerization activity; nuclear receptor binding
Source: RefSeq, a predicted model, not a curated record
UGGGAGUGUUUCCCAUUUAAACACACACAGUAAUGCCGAAGAUGGCGGAGAGUUUGUAGAGGUGUAAAAGAAACUGAUGUAGUCAAUGAAAGCAGCAAAGCCGAAGCUGUGAAGACACUGAAGAGACGAGCCCUGAAUGGAGCUUCACUGGGGCUUGUACUGGCUAAGGUGCUGAAAUGCGCUGAAGAUGAGCGGCAUAGGAGACAACUCGUUAGAGCCGCUGCGCUCUGACCGCAAACGGAAACUGUCCACCUGUGACACACCAGGAUUAGGCAGGUGUGACAAGCGUCUGAGGGAACAGGAGAGCAAGUACAUCGAGGAGCUGGCUGAGCUCAUCUCUGCUAACCUCUCCAACAUUGACAGCUUUAACGUCAAACCUGAUAAAUGUGCCAUCCUCAAGGAGACCGUCAGGCAGAUCAGACAAAUCAAAGAGCAAGGACCAAGCUCUUGCAGUGAUGACGAUGUGCAGAAGGCGGAUGUGUCUUCCACCGGUCAAGGGGUCAUUGACAAAGACCACCUGGGGCCUCUCCUCCUGCAGGCAUUAGAUGGCUUUUUGUUUGUGGUUAACCGAGAGGGGAGCAUCGUCUUUGUGUCAGACAAUGUGACUCAGUACCUGCAGUACAAGCAGGAGGAGCUGAUAAACACCAGUGUUUACAACAUCAUCCAUGAUGACAACAGAGAGGAGUUUCACAAGAACCUCCCCAAACCUAAUGGACCCAAUGGGCAAUGGGGUGGGGAGGCACCCCGACAGAAAAGCCACACAUUCAACUGUCGCAUGCUGGUCAACCUCGCUCAUGGUGCCAGUCAUGGGCUGUCAGAAGACAGACCGGGUGGCCAACGUUAUGAGACCAUGCAGUGUUUUGCCCUGACUCAGCCCCGCGCCAUGAUGGAGGAAGGAGACGAUUUACAGUCGUGUAUGAUCUGUGUGGCCCGGAGAAUCACUGCCGUAGAGAGGACAGAGAGGUUUACCACCCGACACGAGUUGUCUGGCAAACUGAUUGAAAUUGAACAGCAGAGCUCUCUUCACAAUACCAUGCGUCCCGGGUGGGAGGACCUAGUCAGACGCUGCAUGCAGAUGUUCCUCAAUAGAAGUGAUGGUCAACCAUGGUCCUACAAGCGCCAUUAUCAGGAUGCUUUCCACACUGGCCGUGCUGAGACGCCACUCUAUCGCUUCUCACUCUCUGACGGCACACUGGUCACAGCUCAGACGAGGACUGACCUCUGCAGGAAUCCCAGCACCAAUGAGCCGCACUCAUUCCUGUCUACACACUUCCUGCAAAGGGAACACAAUAGUUAUCGAGGUAACCCGAGUGGCGCCAUGAGACCCCAGAACAUGGGUGUGAACCACCCCAACCAGCAGAUGAGCAUGGGCCAAGGAGGAAGCAUGAGCAUGAACAGAGGCUACGGCAUACCUGACCAGGGCAACAUGCCGCAAAGAGGAAUGGCUUCAUACUCUGGCGGCGGUCGCAUGAACCAGAUGAAUCACAUGAAUCCCAUGCAUCAGAUGAACAACAUGGGUCAGAUGAAUCCAAUGCACCCAAUGAACCACAUGGGCUCCAUGAACCAGAUGGGCCACCAUGGCAUGCACCAGCAGCACACACACACGCAGAUGGGUCAGAUGCAUGGAGGACCUGGGGGUGGGGGUUUUGGGAUGGGCAUGACCAGCCCUCCUCAGUCAAGUCCUGGGAUCAACGGCCCCCCACACAAUGUUUUGGGUUCGCCUAGGGUCAGAGGAAGCCCUAAGACUGGAGCCAGCCCGUUCUCACCUGGAGGCAUGCACUCUCCUAUGAGCUCCACUCAUACUGGUGGCUCUGGAGGCGGAGGUGGCACCACCUUUUCCAGCAGCUCGCUCAAUGCCCUGCAAGCCAUCAGUGAGGGACUGGGCAACCCAAUGCCCUCCCCCCUCACAUCCCCUCUUUCUCACAAGCCAGACAGCUCUCCAAGUAUCAAUUCUACCAAUCAGGAAACAGGAGGCAAAUCAGCCCUUCCGCCAUACUCUGAGUCCAAGAGCCCCGGCAGCUCCCUCAGGGCUGGCGGGGAGCAGCAGUCGCAGCAGCAUCCACAGACCCCCACCAGCGAAGGACCUCCCGACAAGCCGGACAGCCAGGCUGGCCUCGGUGGGGGCGAAGCCAACAGACGGGUCCCAGACAAGUGCAACAAGAAGCUUCUACAGCUUCUUACAUCCCCCACAGAUGAUCUGGUGCCAUCGAAUCACCCACAGAGCUCUGGAUCCAGCUCCAUACCCGACUCAAAGGACGGAAUGGCUGGGGUCACCAGUCCCUCCUCCUCUACAGGAGUAUCCUCUUCUACAAGUGGGGGCCAUGGUGCCGUCUCUUCCUCAGGAAGUUCUGGACAUUUUCCGAGCCAGUCCUUGCAAGAGAAGCACAAGAUCCUGCACAAGCUCCUAAAGGAUGGGAACACUCCGGAUGAAGUGGCUCAAAUCACGUUGUUGGCCACUGGCAAGAGCUCUUUGGACUCAGCAGCACCAGAAGCGGGCCUUUCUUCUACCGGAGGGGAAAAGGGGUCUGAGACGAAGAAGGAGCAGCACAGUCCUAAGAAAGAGAAAUCCCACGCUCUUCUUCACUAUCUGCUCAAUAAAGACGACUCUAAGGAAGGAGGCGAUAUGAAGCCAAAGCUGGAGGAUUUGGAUGGGCGAGGAGCUCCAGGAGCAGGAGUCACCAGCUCUGACCCCCAUGGUAUGGAUGGGAAGGUGAAGCUGGAGCCAUCUGAUGAGGCUGAGACUUUGGAGACUAUUUUAGGAGUCCGGCAAAACAAUUCCAGCUUCUACCCUGAACUGGACUCCAGAGCUACCAAGGAGGUAGCAAACAAACAAGGGGCUGUUUCUGAGAGUCUACAUGGGAGGGAGAGAGGCCCUAUGCUUCCAGCUCAGCGUGCAGCCUAUCAGAGAGCCUUGUCUGUGGAUUCCAAGCCCAUGGGGGGGGACAUGCCAGUCGGAGGAGGGUUGGCGAGCAGACGAAAUGUACCCUGCCCCACGCUGGUCAAACAAGAGAGCAUGGAAGCUCCAGUCCGACCUGGAACCAUGCCUAAUGGCUUUCCAGGAGGCAUGGGUGUUUGUCCACCAAGGGGGAAUCCAACAAGAGGUAUUGGUAGAGGCAUGGGCGCUCAUCAGCGCCCUCCCAUGGCAGGUCCAGGGGAAUGGGGGAUGCCGAGGUCUGGUGGGAGUGCGGCGGCCGGUCCAGGACAUCCGGUUAUGGGUCGCCCUGGCCAAAUGGGAGGACCCAUGAUCAGCCGCUCCAUCAGCGCACCUGAAAACAUGAGGUCCAUGCUGCAGCAGCAGCUCAUGGAUAUGGGUGCCAAUGAAUCUAAUGUAAGCAUGAGCCCCUUUGGCGGUCAGAGGCCCCCACCUCAGUCACCAUCUUGGCCAGAUUCUGCCAUGGGAAUGGACCGACCACAGACGAGCACAAACAGAGAACAGUUUCCACACCCACUCGAGGAGCUUCUCGGACCCCUGCCCAGCAGUGAGGGUCCGGGUGACGACCGGGCUCUCCUAGACCAACUGGACUCCCUGCUCAACAAUGCUGAUGUGAUUACUCUGCACGAAAUCGACAAAGCUCUGGGAAUCCCUGAAAUAGUUGGCCAGGCUCAUGGACCUGAAGGUCACCAGCUGGGCCAGGAUCACGCUCAAGGCCACUGCCCUCCAUCAGAGGCCUUCUCCGCCAUGGACUCUUCUGCAGGGAUGGAUCAGAAAGCCAUGUACAGCCAGGGUUACCCAGGACCUCCUACCAUGGGAAUGCAGUCCGCUUAUGCUGGCAACACGGGGCCCCCUCCUGGAGGCUUCAACCCUAUGAUGAACCAGAUGGGCCCAACUGGGGCUUUUCCUGGCAUGGGCCCCAUGGGCAACCCGCGGGCAAAUAUGACGAGGCCACGCAUGAUGACUGCCACCAAGCCUCUUCGACUGCAGCUGCAGCAGAGACUGCAAGGGCAGCAGUUCAUGAACCAGACUCGACAGGGGAUGAGGAUGGAAAAUGCUUCAGGAGGAAACCCCGGAAUGCGUCCUGGCAUGCAGCCCGGCAUGCAGCCGGGCAUGCAGCCGGGCAUGCAGCCGGGCAUGCAGCAAGGCAUGCAGCAGGGCAUGCAGCAGGGCAUCCAGCCAGGCAUCCAGCCGGGCAUGGCUCCUGCAGGGAUGAAUGUUCAGCCUGGUUUCGUGAACGCCCAGAUGCUGGCUCAACGCCAAAGGGAGGCAAUGACAACCAUGCAGAUGAGGAGGCAAAGGAUGAUGAUGCUGAUGCAGCAGCAGCAGGGUCAGGCCGCAGCAGGAGGCUUCAGCCCCCCUCCUAAUGUCACAGCACCAGCAGGCAUGGAAAACCCAAUUGGCUCCCCCCCAAUAACCCAGCCCGGUCAGCAGGGCUUCAACUAUGGAGGCAGCUAUGGGAUGAACCAGCAGGGGGAGUCGUUCAUUCCUCCGGGUAGCAGUCCACCAGGACACAUGAUGCAGGGACGGAUGGGAGGUCCUCAACAGAACACCAUGAUGCCAGGGAUGCAGGGGAAUCCACAGGGGGGCCAUGUGUACUCGUCAGGGGAUAUGAAAGGCUGGCUGCAGGGCAACAUGCCACGCAACAACCUGUAUUCCCAGCAGCAGUUCCCCCAGCAGGGUAACCAGGGCCAGUUCGGGUCCAUGAUGAUGAACACCUCAAUGGGUGGGACUGGGCCGGGCAGUGGAUCCAGCGUGGGGCAGAUGACCCAAAUGCCAGGGCAGAUGCAGGGGCAAAUGGGCAUGAACCCUAUGGGAAUGGGCAGAAUGCCAAUGGGACCUGAUCAGAAAUACUGCUGAGGACCAGGAGCUGAGCCGUGCACUCGAUUAAAAGUUCCUUUUUAGGAGAAAGUGACAGAAAACUGCCCAGUGCAGCGGAGGAAAUGGGUCACAAAGACAAGCUGGUGCCCGGUUUCAGCCCCAGCUGAAGCCUUGCAUGCACAAAGAUGAAGCAGCUGCCUGUCGGGGGGGGGGGGGCGGCUGGACCGACGCUGUCCAGCAGCAUUCAGCAUCACAGCAGGACUCUGGUACAACUGGCUGUAGCUGCACUUUACUGCUUUGUGUGAAGGGGGGAAAGAUUGAUGCAAUAUGAUUUCAUCCUUACAGCCUUACUAGAGAUUCAAUGCCUUCUCAGUGAUGGAUUUGUUUCUUUUUCUUGUCCUUUGAAUGCGCCUCAUCCUUAAGUCAUUGAAAGCUAUAAGCACACAGUUUACUAUGUAAUGCAGAUUUGAGCAAUAACUCUUGCCUCUAUGCUUUUGACUGUAACUGAGCAAAAUAGUCCCUGUUGUCAGCAAAGAGAUGGUACUGCAGUAUUAGAUAUACUCUGUGAAUAUGAAUUGUAAAUACUCAACAAAAUAUGCCUUUAAAGGCCCGUUCUUGCACAGAGUGAGAAACUUGGUUUUAUUUUUGUUUUCAAAAGAUUAAAUAUGGAUUUGGUUGAUUUCUUCUUUUUUUGUUUUUUGGUUAACUUCUAGGCACACUUGGGUGUCGGAUUUCCUGUUUGUCAUUUCUUAAAAUGCAUUCAUUUCCCCCCCAAAAAGGUUUGCUCUGUAUUUAGCAAGGCACUUUUAACUUGUGUUGACGGUUAGAGCUUUGACGUCUGAGGUUUUUAUAUUUUUUUAGGAAGCUGGUAAAGAGGAAAUCGGCACAAACCAGGUGAGCUGGGUCUGUGCGCAGGUGAGUGGGGUGUGUUGUGUGUGUUUAGUCUGCAGGUUCCUCAGCUCACCAACAAGCCUACUUACGAUAGUCUUCACCGCGUUGUUUGGACUCUUCUCAACUCGCUGAAUCUACCUUUUGAACAUGCGCAAUCCAAAGAUAUUUUUCCACAUCUGUGUAUAUUUUCUGAACUUUCUGGUGUACAUUUUUAAUGAGAAUCUUAUCUAUUGUUCUAAUGGUAAAUGGGUACAUAUCAUGGAUCUGUAAAAGCAUAGGACACUGGAGACGUUGCUCCACUGUGGGAUGCCAAACAGAGCAGCGUGAAGGUCCUGAAACUCGCCUCAAGCAGCACGUUUUUGUUUUUUUUUGUGGUUUGUUUGUUUUUUGUUUUUUUUUUUACAUCCAGAGAAAUACUUAUUUUUACUGUGAUCGAGAAAUACCAACUUUCAAACAUAUCAAUAUGUUUUUCAGGAAACGGCUUCAUUUUAUGAUCAGAUUUUGUUACUUCAGGAAAAAAAAAGGAACUUUUCAAGUCAAAAGAAAACAAAAGAUCUUUAGUUUUUCUUUGUUUGGAGGUGAAAUAAGCUGUCAUUUUAAAGGAUGUAUAUUACAGAUUUUUCUUCUUUGUUGAUAUUGAUGUAAAUACAAAUUUAUAUUUAAACA